This is a messenger RNA of Oncorhynchus keta (chum salmon), 3083 nucleotides long. It is a transcript of the gene wdpcp, whose product is annotated as WD repeat containing planar cell polarity effector. Bases 163 to 2061 code for a protein of 632 amino acids. Gene Ontology annotation, cellular component: axonemal basal plate. The transcript is spliced from 17 exons. Lineage: Eukaryota; Metazoa; Chordata; Actinopteri; Salmoniformes; Salmonidae. The record is from RefSeq and is a predicted model, not a curated record. Gene Ontology annotation, molecular function: protein binding. Gene Ontology annotation, biological process: nervous system development; cilium organization; establishment of protein localization.
UUCAUCACCACUACAGGUGUUCAUCACCACUACAGGUGUUCAUCACCACUACAGGUGUUCAUCACCACUACAGGUGUUCAUCACCACUACAGGUGUUCAUCACCACUACAGUCUCGGGUUCCCCUCCUCUCUCUGCAGUCUCGGGUUCCCCUCCUCCGUCAGAUGGCGUUCUGCCUGGCCGAGCUUCACUGUUGGUCCUCCAGCAGCUCACUACAAGUCAGAGAUACAGAUAUUGGCACCUAUCAGUACUAUGACAAAGGAGAGCCAGCCGUCCCAUCAGAGCACCACUACUACACUGACAAACAGGAUUUCUCUGAAUCUCGCGGCUACUCGUGGACCCCCAGGAACCGUCGUCCGGAUAAGCUCCGUGAUUCGCUCGAGAAGCUUGAGGAGCUGUUACAGACCAACUCAGUUGUUCACUCCAGAUGGAAGAGCAAGCAUUGCUGCCAGCUCAUGCUGAGCAGUGGGGUACUGGUGACCCUGGCCCUAAAUGGACCCCAGCUGGACCGUGUGUGUGUGGACCGGACACUUGUGGGUCGUCUGCCCGCCAACACUGUCAGUGAUGCGGUGCUCAGUGAUAGGCUGCUGCUGCUGUCGUUCCUGGAGAAGAGCCAGGUGUGUGUAGUCUAUCUGAACAGGAAGAACCAGGGAUCCCCUGACACCAGCCACCGACUGGAGAAACUCUCCCCAUCAGAACUCAAGGUGGUGUGUGUGGAGGUGUGUGGCCCCGCAGGGCGCAGGCAGGGCAGGCGUGUGGAUCUGAACUGUCUCCAGGACCUGGCAGUGUGUUGGUGCUCCCUGACUAACACUAAUGAUGAACUGUGGCCCUGGAACCCGGGCCACACACACACUGACCGGGACAACCUAGUGUUACUGAGCUGCUCCAGUACUGAGGGCCUCAAGGUGCUCAGCUCCAUGUGUACUGAGGGUGACCUGUUGGAUCUCUGCUUCAGUCUCCUGCAGCCGUACCAGCUUCUGUCCGUGGAGCUGCCUGAAGGACCCCAAGGAUCCCACACCACCGGGACGUCCUGGGCAGAUGCCUGUGUGUACGAGUGCGCCCGCGGCCGCCUCCAACGUCUCUCUGCGACCCGUAUCCCCGUCUCCUCGCGCCCCGUCUCCUGCUGCCGCCACCCCUCCUCAACCACCCUGCUACUGGGCCUCAGUGACUCCUCUCUGGUCCUCUACGAUGAGAGGACAGGGGUGUCGCUGCUCGCCCCCUGCCCCAUCCCGCCCAUCCUGGUGGCCUGGCACCCUGCAGGGGGGGUGGUGGUGGUGGGGGGAGGCCAGGGGGAACUGAUGGCUCUGGAUCUUGGCUUGGCUCCUCUAGGGUUGACCCUAGUGAGAGAGGACCCAUCCCCAGCCACCACCACUCUGAGGCUUGGCCAGCAUCUGCGCUGUCCUGGGGGGCUGGAGGGGCUGUGGUGGGCUGGGGGGACGGGGCUGGAGGGAGCUGAUACAUUGAUGCUGGCCUUCCAUGGAGGACCACUGGCCGCACUGAGAUUCAGACUGGGUGCUCUGUCAGGGGGUCAGCUGGGUCCAGGAGAGCUGCUGCAACAGAGGUUACGCUGUGGCCAGGUGGACCAGGCUCUAGGAAUUCUGGGAGCCAUGGAGUGGAGCACUAUGGGAACGGAGUGUUACCGGGCACUAACCUCUGUCACAGACUACCUGCUGAGGCUAGAGCUGGACCAGACCAGAGAGGUCCAGUUGGAGGCAGCUCUGGGUGUGUUCUACGCUCCGCCCCGCCCCCUCUCUGACUCGGUGGUUCUAGAAUACAGAGGGCCAAUCAGCAAGUACGCCCGACGCUUCUUCCACCACCUACUCAGACACCAGCGCUUUGAGAAGGCCUUCCUGCUGGCGGUUGACAUUGGAGCUAGAGACCUGUUUAUGGAUCUCCAUUAUGUGGCGUGUGAUAAGGGAGAGGUGGUUCUGGCAGAAGUGGCCCGGAGGAAGGCUAAUGAAAUCCAUGCUGAAGAAGGAGUCACGACCACGUUGGGAAACCACGCAGAGCAGGACCGACCAACAGGAGCUGGCCACUGGAGGAGAGAAACACCGGGACCCUGAGCACUGAUCAGGCAUGACCAUGGAGACAAACAGGUAAGUAUCCUCCCAGGCCCGGCCCCAUGCCGUCUCGCUCCUCAGACCGACCUAUCAACACGUGAAGAUGCUGACGUCUGGCGACGCUAGACAGCCAAUGAAAAACAAGGUUGGAUGAGAAAAGGAGGAGGAGAACUGUCCCAGCAUGCAGGUUGUGCUAUCGGUCCAUCUCGGGGAAGGCCCACUGGAUCUCUCUCUCAUACACAUAAUAUCUCCGGCUUGUCAGAUCUCCCACACACACUCUCCCACACACACUCUCCCACACUCACUCUCCCACACACACUCUCCCACACACACUCCCACACUCACUCUCCCACACACCCUCUCCCACACACACUCUCCCACACACACUCUCCCACACACUCUCCCACACUCACUCUCCCACACACCCUCUCCCACACACACUCUCCCACACUCACUCUCCCACACACACUCUCCCACACACACUCUCCCACACACACUCUCCCACACACACUCUCCCACACUCACUCUCCCACACUCACUCUCCCACACACACUCUCCCACACUCACUCUCCCACACUCACUCUCCCACACACACUCUCCCACACUCACUCUCCCACACACACUCUCCCACACACACUCUCCCACACUCACUCUCCCACACACACUCUCCCACACACACUCUCCCACACACACUCUCCCACACUCACUCUCCCACACACACUCUCCCACACACACUCUCCCACACACACUCUCCCACACACACUCUCCCACACACACUCUCCCACACACACUCUCCCACACUCACUCUCCCACACACACUCUCCCACACUCACUCUCCCACACACACUCUCCCACACACACUCUCCCACACUCACUCUCCCACACACACUCUCCCACACACACUCUCCCACACACACUCUCCCACACACACUCUCCCACACACACUCUCCCACACACACUCUCCCACACUCACUCUCCCACACACCCUCUCCCACACACACUCUCCCACACUCACUCUCCCACAC